AUGCCUCCGAUCAAAGGUGUUGUAAUACUCAAUAUACGAAUUUUUUUUAAAGGACUUUUAUAUCCGUAUUUACACAAUUUUAAAACAGUGUAUGUUAAAUGGAAGGGGCAAAGUUAUGAAGUAGAACUUGAUACUGAUGCGCCGGCUAGUGAUUUCAAGGCUCAACUCUUUUCCAUGACUGAUGAUGAUACCGAUCUUAAUACACUCAAUAUUAAAGAAUUACCAUCAGGUCUGAAAAAUCUGGGUAAUACUUGUUACAUGAAUUCCACUUUGCAGUGUCUUCGCACCAUACCUGAAUUACAAGAAUCGCUAAACAGUGCCUUUCCUCAAUUUGAUCAACGUAACGUUAACGGUUACUUGCAACAAGAUGCUGAAGAAUGUUGGACUCAAAUUGUUACUAGUUUGAAUAAUGCAAAUAUUCCGGUAUCUGGACCGCAAGACAGCUCAGCUGCAUCAGAAGAGUCAUCACUAAAUGAGUCUUUCGUUAAACAGUAUAUGACGGGAAAUUUUACUGAGAUAGUCCAAUUUCCUUUUGAUUACGACGCAUAUGAAUUAUGCACAGAUGAAUUAAAGCAAAAGAUUGGACCAUUGAGAGCAUAUAUUCUUGAGCACGAAAAAGAAAAGGAUGUGGCUAAGCGUAAAGCAAAGCUCUCAAAGAAUUCAGGUGAAAAGGAAACGGCUGAAUCUAAGAACGACAGUAAAACUAACGAAAUUAAUGAUGAGAUCAAAAAAUUGACUGAUCCCGAGUUGGCAAAGGAUCUUGGUGCUAACACGUCAGGACUAUAUGAGCUUUGUGCUGUGCUUACUCACAUCGGACGGUCAGCAGAUUCUGCUGAGGACUGGGUCAAAUACGAUGAUGAUAAAGUCUCAAUCGUGCCACAAACAGAGAUUCAGAAACUUGACG
Molecule: messenger RNA, 904 nt
Organism: Racocetra fulgida
Lineage: Eukaryota; Fungi; Glomeromycota; Glomeromycetes; Diversisporales; Gigasporaceae
Source: the annotation of a GenBank genome assembly